AGAUCAUCCUCUCGGACUAUCUCUAGCAUAAUACAUACUCCAGUUUAAUAUAUAAUCAGAUCGAUAUAUAAGAGAUUCGUGAUUCAACGUUGAUACUCGGCAUAAAGAAAGGUCCUUGUCAACUAUAUAUUUACCUACAAUCAAUCUCAGUAUAUCAUGUCGCCCCAAGUCCUCCGUCGUCGCGACCCAACUGUCGGUAGUGGACUCCGAGCAGUCCUUUCGGCCCAGGAAAAAGGUGCCUCAGCAUUUCCAAUUCCUAGCCCACCCAAAGACACGAUAGUAGUAAAAGCCGCCUGGGACUCCUUUCUCCUCGAGUCAUUUACGGCAGGAGACGCCUGGGAGCUUGGACAUCUGCUCUACGCGCGGCUGCUCCCAUUCUCUACCCAGAAACCCACGUUAAUCUCCAUCGCGCUAGCUAACGGCCAGGUGCUGUUCCAGAGCGCCGUUGGCUCCGGGACCACGCUGGAUAAUGAGACUUGGGUGCAGAGGAAGAGGAAUACCGUGCUAAGGUUUGGCACGAGCACUUGGUUCCAGCACUGCAAGUAUGCAGGUGAUGAAGAGGCUUUCCGGUUGAUGUUUGCGAUGAGUCCCGAGCAGGCGGAGAAGUAUGCGAUCCAUGGCGGGGGAGUACCCAUUCGAGUCCAGGGAGUCGAGGGUAUCGUUGCAAUUGUUGUGGUUUCCGGGCUGAAGCCGCAUGAGGAUCAUGGUGUUAUUGUCGAUGUCAUUAACAACAACUGGGAAUAAUAGCGUUAAUAUUAAACGCUGAAAAGUCAAAUAUUAAAAUAAUGAGGUAAAAAUUAUAUUUAAACAGGUCCAAAUUCGUUAAAAGUAUUG
This is a messenger RNA of Daldinia decipiens, 834 nucleotides long. RefSeq lists its product as uncharacterized. Gene Ontology annotation, biological process: post-translational protein targeting to endoplasmic reticulum membrane. The coding region runs from base 157 to 744 and encodes 195 amino acids. Gene Ontology annotation, cellular component: TRC complex. The transcript has 3 exons. NCBI's taxonomy places the organism in Eukaryota, Fungi, Ascomycota, Sordariomycetes, Xylariales, Hypoxylaceae. The record is from RefSeq and is a predicted model, not a curated record.